UGAAGCUUUUUUUUAAUUACAUCACGACCGCUGUUGCCAUGACAUUCGCGCUUUCCCAUCGGACAUCAUUGUCUUCACCACUUAGGGCAAUGGUGACAUACUCCUUUAUUAGGGUUCUUUCCUCUUCUAUUAAUCCUUAUCCUUCGCUACUUUCUGCGACGACGACUGCUGCUGCUGCUACUACUACUACUUCUACUUAUACAGGAUAUCAACGUCGAUCUUUUGCGUGUCAAAUUCGACACCCUACCAAGCUUGGACAACUUCGUGCUAAAUUCCGGAAAUUUGGACAAGGCCAUAUUGAGCUGGAUAUAAAUCAUUCAACAGGAUUGGCACUUUUGACGCUUUCAAAUCCAAGUAAACAUAAUGCAUUAACAGGGAAGAUGAUGGCGGAACUAGCAGACUGCGUGGAUUUUCUAGAAGGAGCAAUCAGAUUGAAUGGUAAUGGCAGCCCUAAUGAUAGUAAUCAUGACCAAAUAACAGGACAGCAGGGCUGGCCUCAACUUGAUCGAGAUUCAGGAUUGGUAUUGAAGAGUGCAGGGAAAUUGAUCUCCGAUAAUAAAUUGAGUCAGGAGCAUUUGGAGACGUUACAAGGGUUAGUUGGGAUCAUUAUCACAGGCGCGGAUCAAAAGUCAUACUGCGCUGGUCUUGAUGUUUCGGCUGCAAAGACAACGUUAUUAACUUCUCAAGCCGGAUCAGAGAUGUCAGCCUUGAUGGUUUCAACCUUGACACGGUUCAUGCGUCUUCCAAUUUUGACGGUAGCGGCGAUUGAGAAGGCUGCUAUUGGAGGAGGAGCAGAGAUGACUACCUUCUGUGAUCAUCGUUGCAUGACUGAGAAAGCCAAGGUGCAGUUUGUACAGACUCAGAUGGGUGUCGUCACUGGAUGGGGUGGGGCCAGCCGAUUGAUCCAUAUAGUGUCCAAGAGUCAAGCUCUUCGAAUGUUGGCUGCUGCAGAACCCAUUCGUGUUCGUGGGAAGAGCAAUGAAGAUGAUAGUGAUAGACAUGAUGGAGAUGCUCUCGUGAGUGGAUUUGCUCAAUGUAUUGCACCAGUAGGAAAGGCAGUCGAGACAGCGACGGAGUAUAUGCAGCAAUACGUUUGGGAGAGGAGACCACCAUCAACAAUAGCAACAACAGGGAAUGGUAGUGGUGGAGGUGCUGCUUCUGAUGAUAAUAGUGCACGACGAUGUGUAGCAGCGGUCAGGGCUAUGAAGGAGAUUGUUAGCUUCGGGCUAGAUCAUGAUCAAAUUGAACGUGUCUCUGAGUUGGAAAAGGAUCUGUUCAAACGGUUAUGGGGUGGACCCGAUAACUUGGCUCGAGUUGAAGCCACAUUUUCCAGCAAGAAAUGAAAAGUAAUAUUUAUAUAGAGAGAGAGGGAGAGAAUAUCCAAUGGAAAAGAUAGACAUUUAGAAAUCCAUAGACAUAUAAUGUAGCCAGGGAAACUAUC
This is a messenger RNA of Lobosporangium transversale, 1441 nucleotides long. RefSeq names its product ClpP/crotonase-like domain-containing protein. Gene Ontology annotation, molecular function: enoyl-CoA hydratase activity. Bases 39 to 1343 code for a protein of 434 amino acids. Gene Ontology annotation, cellular component: cytosol. Gene Ontology annotation, biological process: fatty acid beta-oxidation. The transcript is spliced from 2 exons. NCBI's taxonomy places the organism in Eukaryota, Fungi, Mortierellomycota, Mortierellomycetes, Mortierellales, Mortierellaceae. The record is from RefSeq and is a predicted model, not a curated record.